Messenger RNA from Linum trigynum, 919 nucleotides. The record is from the annotation of a GenBank genome assembly. NCBI's taxonomy places the organism in Eukaryota, Viridiplantae, Streptophyta, Magnoliopsida, Malpighiales, Linaceae.
GCCAAAUAAGCAAAUAGUGAAACGUCAUAUAUUUAAACAAUUUAUUAUCUACACAUAAAUAAAAAAAUUAAUUUUUUUUUUACAUUCUCAUCUACUUCGCACGAGUCACGAGCCUUCUUCCCCAACUUUUGCCCGAUUACGAAAAAAAUAAACCCUCCACCGGCGUAGAAUGACAGAUUACCGCCUCCCCUCCGCCGCGACGAUGAACCUCUGGGCCGACGACAACACACCCGUCAUGGAAGCCUUCAUGAAUUCCGAUCUCUCCGCACUCUGGUCGCCGGACCCUCCGCCACCUCAUCGCUCCUCUUCCACCUCCACUUCCACCCCCGCCGAUCCCAUCAAAUCUCACCACCACAACCAGCCUCCCCCGUCGCUUCUCUUCAACCAGAAAACCCUCUAGCAGCGCCUCUAGGCGCUAAUCGACAGUGCUAAGGAGAACUGGACGUACGCCAUUUUCUGGCAAUCGUCUUAUGAUUUCUCCGACGCUUCUGAAUUGGGGUGGAGCGACAGGUACUAUAAGGGGGUUCUACCUAAUCGGCCUCGGCGUUGCUGGGUUUCUACCUCUAUGGGUUCCCUUCUUAAAGUUUUAGUCGAAGGUGGUCUGGAUGAUGGAAUCGAAGUUCCUCCGCUCAAGAUUUAGCUUAUGUUUCCUUCUGGAUGAUAGACCCGUGAACUUGCCCCUACGACAGGUUGGAGACAUCAGAAGUGGCUAUCGGUGUAUUGGUGUGUGGCUGGGUCUUUGGAGAUGGAGAGAAUUAGGGCUUUUGGAGGAGAUAGUUGGGAGCUGGGGAAGAAAUAGUUGGGACUUGGGAGAGGAGAGGGAAAGAAGGAGGAAUAGAAGGUGUGGUGGAGAAUUGAGAUGGAGAUACGACGGUUGGGGAAAGAAGUGAUAGAGGGAAAAUAAAAAAAGUUUAAUUAA